AUUUUGUGGGGAAGAUUUUGGGACCUCAGGGCAACACAAUCAAACGGCUACAGGAAGAGACUGGAGCCAAAAUCUCUGUGCUGGGCAAAGGAUCCAUGAGAGACAAAACCAAGGAGGAGGGGCUGAGAAAAGGCGGCGAGCCCAAGUACGCACACUUGUCCAUGGAGCUGCACGUGUUCAUCGAGGUGUUCGCCCCCGUGCCCGACGCCUACCUGCGUAUGGCACACGCCAUGGAGGAGGUCAAGAAGUUCCUGUUCCCAGAUAUGAUGGAUGAUAUCUGCCAGGAGCAGUUCAUGGAGAUGAGCUACCUGAACGGAGGCCAGGAGCACGGGGCCCGGGGUCGAGGGGGCAUGCCGGUCAGGGGCCGCGGGAUCCCUCCUGCUGGAGCACACAGGGGUAGGGGAAUGCCUCCUCGCGGUGCUGCCACCAGGGGAGGUGUGACUCGAGGUGGCCCAGUGAGGGGUGCCCCAGGAGGCCGGGGAGGACCCCCUGCAGCACCUGCCAGGGGAGCUGCGGCACCCCGUGCCCGGCCCCCAGCUGCUGGACCUCCCCAGAGGAUGGCCCCCCCUCAUCAGCACUCAACCACCACUGGCCCAGAGAGCUACGAUGAAUACGGCUACGACGAGAGCUACACAGACACGACCUACGAGUCAUACGACAGCUAUUACAGUCAGCCGCAGGCAGAGCCAGAAUACUUUGACUACGGACACGGAGAGACAACAGACUCCUACGAGUCGUAUGGCCAGGAUAACUGGAACGGGACCCAGCAAUUAGGUCCAGGAAAGGCCCCUCCCCCUUCCAGAGGUGCCAAGACGCCUUACCGGGAGCACCCAUACCGACAGUACUGAAGCAGACUCGCCACCCCUAACGUGUCGCCCUGACUACCGCCUGUCUCCCACGGCAGCUCUUGCUUUAAGCAGCCCGACAAAAGUAAUUGUCCGUUUUGUCUUUGGUUUGGUCUUUUUUCCUACACCGGACUUAAUACGAGAGAGCAAAUUGGGAACUGAAAAUCGGAGCUGGUUUUUGAGAUUUGACCCUGAACUCCCUCCCCCACCCCCCCCUUUGUCGCACCAACCAACCAACCACCCACCCAUCCAUCCAACCAACCAAAGCGGCUUUUAGAUGGGUUAGAGAGAAGUUGGCAUCCGUUUUUUGUUCUCUUUCAUUUGAAUUUUUGUUUAUGUUGCUGUAUACUUUCUCUGACCUUUUUUACCCCCCUCUGGCUUUUUUGCAUUGUUGAUCAUAAAUUUUUUAACUGUUUGGGAGUAAUCGUUUCUAGUGGAAUUAGUGGCUCAUUACCCACUUGUCUAAGGAAUCCAUAUUAAUUGUUUUUAAAUACAAAGAAUCUGUCGAGGGUCAGUUGCAGAUUCCCAUUUAGGCUACAUUUCAAAAUUCUGUUAAUAUAGCCAAAUAAAAGACCUUUUAAACUUCCAAUUAUGUAAUAUAGAAACAAAAAAGUCAAUCUUAAAUCAAGUGAAGGUUAAAGAAUCAAUGUUAAUGGAAUCAGUACAAUUCAUUCUUGAUGAUGGUUUGUUUUUAAAUAGUUCUAAAACGUUGUCCAUUUAGCCUUAGGCAGCAAUAUUUGUUAUUGUACUUAGAGUUUUGAAAUAUAGCCCUAAUAGACACUGUUGAGAUGGACUGUCCUCAUAUCCUCAAUUUGUUUUAAAAGGUUAAUUUUAAGAUUCUGAAGACAAAAUGUUUGUUUAAUAAGAACACGGCCAAGAGAUGGCCACCUGUUAUGCUAAAAACAGAUCAGGUCUUCAUUCUGUGAUCUGAUUCUCUAUAAACUGCAUGCACAAAAUACUCAAAGAAGGAUUGGGACAAAAAUCUCCACAUGGGUCUUCUCUUUCUAUAGAGAAGGGAUCCUGCAGCUCAAUCCGAACUAUUGUACAUAUUUUAAAACUAACUGUACUUAUUCUGCCACUAGUAUCUGUACCCUCUCCAUAAAAUGCAUUAUGCUACAUGUGUAAGCUUGCCUAAAUAGGUUACUAAAUCUGUCCAAAAGAUGUUUUGCAGCAGUUUGUCAAUAAAGCUUAGUUUGUUUUUUAUGAAA
Paralichthys olivaceus (Japanese flounder) is the source of this 2053-nucleotide messenger RNA. NCBI's taxonomy places the organism in Eukaryota, Metazoa, Chordata, Actinopteri, Pleuronectiformes, Paralichthyidae. The record is from RefSeq and is a predicted model, not a curated record.